UCACGCAUCGUUUCCAAACAAUGCUCAGGAAAAAAGCCACGUUGACCAUCCUGAGCGACGUGUAGUCCACUUUUUAAGAGAGGAAAAAAAGCAGCAGUUUGCUUCUUUUGCCCGACAGUCAUGUCGUCACCGCCGAAGGUCACCGUGGAGACCAAAGCUGGUCAUUUACCCGCAGUAAAGGUUGGCGGCAUGAGGGUUGUGCAGAAACACAUUCCAACUCCUCCCCCAGAGCCACCACAGAAGGAUGAUGACAGCGAGGAGUAUGUGAGCACCAGUCCACCAAAAGUCCCAGUGAUUGUGUCUGGAGUGGUCACAAAGGGAGACAAGGACUUCACCCCUGCCGCAGCCCAAGUGGCCCACCAGAAGCCUCAACCUGGUGUCCCCAAGCUGCCUCCUCACUGCAACAUCAACCAGCAAAUCCACCAGCCACGGAAGUGAGCUACAGCAGCUUCACGAUCUCCACCAUCCUGCCUUUCAACCCUCCCAAUGGAACACGUAAGAUGAAGACAUUUCCCCCUCCAGGUGCAGAUCUCAUCGGAAUAAUCUCAUUCAUAUGAAUAAUUGACAGCUGAAGCCGUUUCAGAAGCUACGCUAUUACACAUGUUGCUUUCUUUGGCAGUUCUGUAAGGUUGUGCAGUUGGGUUGAGGUUUUUUAAAAUGACUGUUCCUUAGAUUCUCUGGCAAAGGAACUGUAAAUCAUAUACUGACCAAAAAUAAGAAUCGCUACAAACAGCCAGUCACUAUUAUUGGCCAACCAAUGGCAUUGAAGUAACUACCUGAAGCACGAGAAAGCAAAGGAACUGGUCAUAAAGUAGACACCGCUUUAACAUAGCCAGAGCACACAAAACGCUAGAUAUGAAACUGUUAUCCAAUGUCAGAAAUCCCCAUAGAACCAGGAAAAAGUAAAACCUGACAUCGUUAAUUAAAGACUAGUUUGCUUAUUGUGUGUCUUUCUGAAACCCAACAGCAAGUUUCAGGGUUAUUUCUCCAAUUGUAAGUAUGCAACAGAUUAAAAUGAACUCAUGACAAGCUAGCUAUCGUAAACAAAAGCUACUUUUACCCCACAGUCACAUUAGCUACAAAUGACUGCGAAAAGCGGUUUGGCUUUGUCGCUUGAGGGGCAUUCCCGGGGAGUCUGGGCUCUCUGUAAGAUGUCUUGUAAAAUCACAAAAAAGGGUGUUUUUUUGAUAUACAAGUGUUUAUUGCUGCACUAAUUUUUACAAAAUGUGAGACGUUUUUUAGAUUUAUGCUGAAAUUAGCUGUUUCAGGUUGUUUUCUGCCAUCUUGGUUUAUUUUGUUUGAGCGGGCAGCGGGGUGAUGUCAUACUGUCUUUUUUCCUCUGAUUGGCAGUCACCAUGUCACUUUGCUCAGUAUUGCAUAACAUAGACUUCUGGUCUAUUUCAUUGGUCUGUGGCUCCACCUACCCCGUGGUUCGAGCAACCACCGUCUCUUGCUGCUUCAAAACGCCCACUCUGAAAAUGAACAGCAAGUCACCGCUUUGCCUCUGUAGCUUGCUGUCGUUCGUUGCCAUUGUGACUGUAGGGUUAGUUUAAAAAAACAAAAAGGUUUUGGCUUUAGUACACUUUAUACAUUUAUCUAACCAGCCAGAAAUGAAAGCUUUCUAUGUCAUUGUGCCGACCCAGUGCAUUUGACUAUUGACUUGAUAAAAGAAAGUGCUACGUUAGCAUUACCAUUUGCAGUUAUACUUGACUGCAGUUGAUGCUAACCUCCUCCCAAACAAUAAACCUGAGCACUAGUUGGCAUUAAACACUAACAGUCUGUGUUAUCUGCACUUAGCAUUAGCGUGUGCAGUCAAACUAAGUUCAGAUGGUGUUUUCUGCAGCUGGAACGCUGGUAAUUCCCAGAGUACUUUAAGCCAUUUUCUAAAAUUUCUGCACAUGCUUCAAUGUAUGCCAUCUUUCAUUCGCCUCCCAAUAAACAAGGGGUUUCUACUUCUUUUUAACUGCGUCACUGAAGGCAGAGCAGGUCUGUGAAUUGACUCCAUGUGGUUGAAGCGUCCACAAUAUCUUGACACAGACUUGGAGAGACUUUACACUCAGGUCAUCCCACUAAGACUUUGAACAGGUUUGACAUUUUCCUUGUAAUUGCGGUCACCAGGAGGCUGAGUCUCUGCAACGUAUUGCAUGUGAUAACGCCACAAGGACUUGAUGGAUGGUGACGAAGCUUACUGCUGUAGAUUAUGCCUUUCUGAAGUCUUUGCGCAGGUUUGAGUUUGAACUUGGUGACGCUUGUUAGGUUCAGUAUUACCGUUGUUCUUGAAGCGAAAAUCUACUCGGACCAAAUGUUCUGUACUGUGAAACAUCAGCAUGUCUGCUUUGUGUUUGUGGCAGCGUUACGUUGCGAUCAAAGUAGUUCAAAAGGGAAAAACACCAUCAGGAAUCUUAACAAAUCCCUGAAGAUGAUGUCCAAUGAAGACGAGGAGCACGACACAAACUGAACUGUGUUUUCUUCUUAAUAUUUUCGCUGUGUGUUUUUGUUUGUGCAAAUUAAGUGUAUAUUAUUUGGUUUACUUUUGCUAUAGACAGCUGUUGUUUGAGCUUAGCAGGAAUAGCAACCCUUCCAAUACAUUUCACAAACACUGAACAUGAUCAGUGCCACCUCUUUUUUUUUUUUUUCUUUGCCCCGCCUCCUGAUGCUGAAUCUUAUUUGUUCCAACACUAAUGUUCAGGUUUCCAGCAAAGAAACAUAUUUUGCCAAGAAGGAGUAAUUUCCUGUUAUUUUAAUUGUGUUUAAAAGCAAAGUUUUAUUUGUACUCUAUUUUUGAGCAAACCGUUGGAAUUGUACCAGUUGUUAGUCUGAGUGGACUUUGGGUAUCAGGUGUGGUCUUAAAUAAAUAAAGAGAGAUUAUCUUCAAA
Thalassophryne amazonica is the source of this 2876-nucleotide messenger RNA. RefSeq names its product death-associated protein (gene dap). Gene Ontology annotation, biological process: negative regulation of autophagy; cellular response to amino acid starvation; apoptotic signaling pathway. The transcript is spliced from 4 exons. NCBI's taxonomy places the organism in Eukaryota, Metazoa, Chordata, Actinopteri, Batrachoidiformes, Batrachoididae. Bases 121 to 438 code for a protein of 105 amino acids. Gene Ontology annotation, molecular function: death domain binding. The record is from RefSeq and is a predicted model, not a curated record.